Molecule: messenger RNA, 306 nt
Organism: Stylonychia lemnae
Lineage: Eukaryota; Ciliophora; Spirotrichea; Sporadotrichida; Oxytrichidae
Source: the annotation of a GenBank genome assembly
AUGGAGAUAAUGGUAGCAUUUAUGGCAAUCCAAACAAAGGAGAGUAAGGAAGUUCAGUCAGACUGUAGACAUCUGGAGGAGUAUAAAACGUUGAAUAUUAAGAUGGAGCACCAUUAUCGAGCAACUAAUCAAAGAGAUUCAAUUUAUCCAAUGUCAUUCGGUCAAUAAAAUAGCGCCUUAGGGUUUGGAUAAGGACGGUUCAACUAAUCAUAGAAAAACUCCCCAAAUCUUAGCAAUAGUGGUUCUCAAGACAAAUUGAAUAAUCAAGAAUAAAGCAACAAUAAUUCCAAAACAAGAAAGCUCUGA